This is a messenger RNA of Arachis duranensis, 653 nucleotides long. Its product is annotated as cellulose synthase A catalytic subunit 8 [UDP-forming]-like. Bases 1 to 588 code for a protein of 195 amino acids. The transcript has 3 exons. Gene Ontology annotation, molecular function: mannan synthase activity; cellulose synthase (UDP-forming) activity. Gene Ontology annotation, biological process: plant-type primary cell wall biogenesis; cellulose biosynthetic process. The record is from RefSeq and is a predicted model, not a curated record. Lineage: Eukaryota; Viridiplantae; Streptophyta; Magnoliopsida; Fabales; Fabaceae. Gene Ontology annotation, cellular component: plasma membrane; trans-Golgi network.
AUGUUAGGCGACGAGGGAAGUACAAAGAAGUUUUUGAUAGUGACGAUUACGGUGACGGUGACGGGGCACGGUGAACAUAGAGAGAGCGCUCUCGAACAGAGGAGACGAUUUCAAGCUCUUGCGAUGGCGCCAAGCUUCCACACUCGAUGUCUGUACAUGCGACGGGACUGCGAGGUUGAGGUGGCUGCCGUGGUUGGCGUAGCUGCGGGCGGCGAGGCUGGGUCAAUGGGCACUGAACUUGAACCCCAACAACAAUUUGACACAUCCAACAAGUUAAUCAAAUCCUUAAAACAACAUAAUUUCACUCCUGAUUUGGUGAAUGGCGGGAAAGCUUUACCUAAUGAAGAAACUCUACUUUUGGCUUCAUGUAACUAUGAAACUAACACUAAAUGGGGUCAAGAGAUUGGAUUAUUGUAUGGUACUGUAUGUGAAGAUGUUCACACUGGAUUCAUGCUGAAUUGCAAUGGUCGAAAUUCAGUUUUUUGUGAUCCAGCUAAGCCACAGUUCCUUCGAAACAGUACAACUAACCUAAAUGAAUUUCUAAUUCAAGGAACAAGAUGGGGUUCUGGUCUGCUUGACAUUGGUUGAAGCAAGUUCUAGCCUCUUAUAUAUGGAUUUUAAUCAAGAAUGUAAUAAUUGAAUAAAAGUUUUUA